Akanthomyces muscarius is the source of this 474-nucleotide messenger RNA. RefSeq lists its product as uncharacterized. Gene Ontology annotation, biological process: protein N-linked glycosylation. Lineage: Eukaryota; Fungi; Ascomycota; Sordariomycetes; Hypocreales; Cordycipitaceae. The transcript has 4 exons. The record is from RefSeq and is a predicted model, not a curated record. Bases 1 to 474 code for a protein of 157 amino acids. Gene Ontology annotation, cellular component: membrane; oligosaccharyltransferase complex.
AUGGCUCCCAAGAAAAACGCCGCCGCCGCUGCUGCGGCCUCGACAGCAAGCGAGAAGCGACCCGUCACCCCGACCACAGCCUCUGCCACCCCGAAGCGCUCCUCGGCCACCUUGACGACGGCCAAGGGCGGCGCGGCCGCCAGCUGGGACGUCGUCUUCCAGAACAUCUACACCCACUAUAUGAAGGAGACGGCGCAGCGCACCAAGCUGAUUGACGUCUUCCUCGCCUUCCUCGUUGUCGUCGGCGCCCUGCAGUUUGCCUACUGCGUCCUUGCUGGCAACUAUCCCUUUAACGCUUUCCUGUCCGGUUUCUCCGCCACUGUUGGCCAAUUCGUCCUCGCCAUUUCUCUCCGUAUCCAAACGGCCACGGCCGACAAGACCGAGUUCCCUUCCGUUUCCCCAGAAAGAGCCUUUGCCGAUUUCGUCGUUUGCAGCUUGAUUCUGCACUUUUUCUGCAUCAACUUCAUCAACUAA